AUGUCUUCACCAACAGAGAUGAACAGAUAUUGGAUCCCUCGCUUGGAUAUCCACAAAAAGAUCAUCACCCAAGAGCUUCCCUAUUAUCUUGGCCCAGAUGCAACGGUCAGACCUUACACAAACGAGGGAGAAGAUGGGUUUCUCAUCACUACUCCAGGCCCAUGCCUGACCGACGAGCAAAUCGAUGAUAUUUGCAGGAAAUCCAAGGAGAUAUGGGAGCGACAGGCGGCUAUUAGGGCACAAGAAGCGGACAAGCCUCUCAAGAGGCCGCUGCACCAGCCGGUCGUGAUAUCGCGAGGGUCAAACGAUUCUUCGCGAAGGAGGCAUGAAACACACAGAAGCCAUGAGCGACAUCGACGUUACGAUGAGAGGCGGCGUGAGUGA
Messenger RNA from Colletotrichum graminicola M1.001, 384 nucleotides. RefSeq lists its product as uncharacterized. The transcript has 3 exons. The record is from RefSeq and is a predicted model, not a curated record. Bases 1 to 384 code for a protein of 127 amino acids. Lineage: Eukaryota; Fungi; Ascomycota; Sordariomycetes; Glomerellales; Glomerellaceae.